AUGCAAAUUAAAGUUACACUGCUGGACGACACUCUGUUUGAGUGUGAGCUGGAUAAACAUGCCAAAGGAGUGGAGCUGUUCACCAAGGUGUGUGACCACCUCAACCUGCUGGAGAGAGACUAUUACGGUCUGGCCAUCUGGGAGUCGCCCUCCGUGAAGACCUGGAUGGAUUUCACCAAGGAGAUCCGCAGGCAGGUUCAAGGCACCAAUUAUGACUUCACCUUCAAUGUGAAGUUCUAUCCACCUGACCCAGCCCAGCUUUCUGAAGACAUCACCAGGUACUACCUGUGUCUCCAGCUACGUAAGGACAUCCUGGGGGGCCGUCUACCCUGCUCCUUUGUCACGCUGGCCCUUCUGGGUUCCUACGCACUGCAGUCCGAGCUGGGGGAGUACGACCCAGAGACACACGCACCAGACUACGCCAAGGACCUGAGGCUUGCCCCGGGACAAACCAAGGGGCUAGAGGAGAAAGUCAUGGAGCUGCAUAAGACAUACAGGUCGAUGAGUCCAGCACAGGCAGACAUGGCCUUUCUGGAGAACGCCAAGAAACUAGCCAUGUACGGAGUGGACCUGCACCAGGCCAAGGAUCUAGAUGGAGUGGACAUCAUGCUGGGUGUGUGUUCUGGGGGUUUGAUGGUCUACAAGGACAAGCUGAGGAUCAACCGGUUCCCCUGGCCCAAAGUCCUCAAGGUCUCCUACAAACGCAGCAGCUUCUUCAUCAAGAUACGCCCCUCAGAGCUGGAGCAUUACGAAAGCGCCAUCGGUUUCAGACUGCCAAACUACAAGGCCUCCAAGAAGCUGUGGAAAGUGUGUGUGGAGCAUCACACCUUCUUCAGACUGACCUCUACUGAGGUGGCUACCACUCCCAGGAAGUUCCUAGUGCUGGGUUCUAAGUUCCGCUACAGUGGGCGGACCCAGGCCCAGACCCGCCAGGCCAGCUCUAUGAUUGACAGGCCAGCCCCCCUAUUCCAACGCUCGGCCAGCAAGAGGAACUCACGCAGCAUGGACGAAGCCAUGGUGUCCACUCCAGACAAGAGCACUCGUCCUGUCAGUGCUCCCAUCAUGUCCCCCGUCUCUCCCGGGGAUGUCGCACCGUCCCAUGUGACCUCGGGCCUGCCCUGCGGUGAGCGGCGAGAGGCCUCCACCCCCACGGUUCGCCAGUCCCGCUCAGCAGAGAGGAAAACCAAGGAAGAGGCCAAGGUGGAGAGCAGGGUGGCAGAGGUCUCCAAGACACAGAGCUCCAGACCACAGUCCACCCCAGAGUUCAAGCAGCAUUCGUCCCGAGAGAGAACCGACACGGAGACGGUGCGAGUGAGGAAGAAAAGAGCUAAGAAACUUGAGGGUGAAACUAUUUAUAUCAGGCAUAGCAAUUUAAUGUUGGAGGACCUGGAUCAGACCCAGGCAGAGAUCAUGCGUCACCACAGCAGUAUCAGUGAGCUGAAGAGAAGCUUCAUGGAGUCUGUUCCGGAGCCGCGGCAGAGCGAGUGGGACAAACGCCUGUCCACCCACUCACCCUUCCGCACGGCCAGCAUCAACGGACAGCUGCAGCCAGGCACUGACGGGCCUAACGUGGUGAAAACACAGACAAUCACCAUCUCAGACAUGUCUAACUCCCUGCGAGGAGACGUCUCUAACAAGGAGGUCCCCAUCGUGCACACUGAGACCAAGACCAUUACCUACGAGUCAGCGCAGCCCGUAGACACAGAGAGGGACUCUGGAGUGCUGCUGAGUGCCCAGACCAUCACCUCAGAGACAGUCAGUACAACCACCACCACUCAGAUCACCAAGACGGUGAAAGGAGGGAUCUCAGAGACUCGCAUUGAGAAGAGGAUUGUGAUAACUGGAGACACAGAGAUUGAUCACGAUAAGGCUCUGGCCCAGGCCAUCAAGGAGGCGAAGGAGCAGCACCCAGACAUGUCUGUGACCAAAGUGGUGGUGCACCAGGAAACAGAGAUCACCCCAGAUUAACCCCAGGUUCAGCUGACCUCACCUAUGACCAGCUGUGGGCCAAAACUACCACGGCGCCUGAGGAAGGUGAACUCACACACAUCCCCCGCCCGCGCUGACCUUCUCUGCUUGUUUCACCACCAUUCCUGCUUGUUUACCUCAGAGACCCCGCCUUGGGAACAGACACACACACACCCCACACCAGACUGGACCGGUCCAACCUACCAGAGAGAACAAGCUUCACUUUUCAACUCUGAACUUUGAACCUCCCAACCAAUGGAGUUCAACUGAAGGAAAAGGGAACAAACAGAACUCUCCAAAAAAACUCCCAGAAUUCCCUAGGACCACCCACUAUCUGUCUCUCUCUCUCUUUCACUCUCUUCCACUCCACUGCCAAAUCCCGAACAACCAAACUGGAUUUUUCUAAACAAUAAAAAUGUUGAAAUAAAGUGUUCAAUUUUUUUUCCUCUUUCUCCCAUUUGUCUGGAGAUUUUAACAAGAAUUUUCAAAGGGCAUUUGGUCUUUAAAUUGUGUAGAGAUUGCAGGGACUUUGUUGAUAUUUUUCUAAGACUUUUCUUAUCGCCGUAAUUGGAAAAUCUGUAUCUUCAAAGUAAACUUUGAAGGGACUCUUAUUCUGAAGUGGGAUAAUAACAAGGGAUUUUGGGUGAUUUUUCUGGGACUCUUCAACCAUCGUGAUACGAGGAUCCCUCUUCAAAUCAAACUUUUACAACCAAGUUUGGUUUCAUCUCUUGUACAGUACAAAAAGUUAUAUUUUCCCUCUCAAUGUGAAAAGUAUUUUUUAAAUUUAAGUGUAGAAAAUAUUUUAUUUCAUCCAAACUUUUUG
Molecule: messenger RNA, 2791 nt
Organism: Salvelinus namaycush (lake trout)
Lineage: Eukaryota; Metazoa; Chordata; Actinopteri; Salmoniformes; Salmonidae
Product: protein 4.1-like
Exons: 18
Coding region: 1-1968 (655 amino acids)
Biological process (GO): cortical actin cytoskeleton organization
Cellular component (GO): plasma membrane; cytoskeleton
Molecular function (GO): actin binding; structural molecule activity
Source: RefSeq, a predicted model, not a curated record